UCGGAUGGAUUGUCAUGAAAUUUAGUUCAGAUAUUCAUGUCCCCAGAGAAUUAAUCUUAUCGACUCCCUGACUUUUCCUCUAGCGCCACUAUGAGGUUGAUAUCUGUGAUUCAUGCUCCCCUCAGGAUGAAUUAUAAUAACUUUUCAUCCGGUGCCUCGAUCUGUAACAACUGUAGUCAGACGACAGCCUUUAGGGGCCGCUCGUGGGGAUCUUUCUUCAGUUAUGGCUGAAAAUAAUCAGCAACAAUUGUGCGUCUGUCCUGUGGACAAACAGCAGUGAUUAUUAUUUUUUUAACUGUUUCAGUCAUCAAAUAAUUGAAUUAUUUGCUUGUAACAAUGAAAGUGUGUACUGAUGCUACAUCUCAGUGAUACAGUAUAAAAUAAUGGAGCACAAGAGAAAACAAGGACUGCUGUAGUCCAGCAGAUUAUAACAGACCAGAAAGAUUUCUACCAUCAUGGAGCCAGGAAGUGUCUUAUUCCUGGUGUUGGGUCUCAGUGGAGGUUGAAUCAAAGUUUGAGAUUCUGUUUCUGAACUUUCCACUGCAGAUCAUAAAUUAUUCUGUCAGACACUUUAAAGUGUGACUGAACCUCAUGCAGCCGUCCGCACGUCUCCACUCAUAACUCAUUUUUAAUGCCUUCGAAUUCUGUGAAACUUUAUUUUACAAUAUUUUACAUUUAAUGGUUAACAUGAGGACAUGGUGUCUGCUCUUGCCCAUUGUGUUCCUGAUAGCAAUCAUAAACGGUGACCUUCCCAUGACCCCCUCUAGAAUAACGGGCUGUACUGUGUGGUGGUUAAAACAUUGUAAAUACUGGUUUUGCAUAAAGCGUCGAAGAGCUGCCUGUUUGUGAUUCUUCUAAUGUGUGUAUUAUUAUAGCUUAUGACUUUUAUCUCUGCAUGUCAGUUUAUUAUAACACUAUGAAACGGGGGGGUUCAUAAGCUGCCGUUUUUAGCAGGAAGAAGUGAGAUCUCCAACGUUAAACCGAGGCGAACAGGUCGUGGGUUCGACUCCUGGACCAGAAAGGUAAAUCUUGCUGUGGAAGUAAUAAAGCAGCAACAUUUACACUGCUGAGGAGCUCUUGAGCAAGACAUUUGCCUAUUCAACAGGUCAGACUGGUUGUACAGGCAGCUUUCAGAUGCGUGAAUGUGAUUUUGCUGAGAACAUAUCGAUGGAUAAUAAGAAUAUACAUUUUUCAUAUACUGUAUAUAUCUCGUCCUUCCAAUUCCCUCGUAACAUUUAUUUUUUAACUAUGUCUCAUAUUUUUAUUUUUAAAAAGACCAAAGUUUGAAAAAAUCUGAGCGUUGAAGUUAUUUUCCUCUGAUAUAUGACCUUAAUUACGACGGUUAAAUUACAUUAUUAAUCACAAAGUGGUGGAUGAAGUACGCUGAUCUUUUCAGCUGCACGAAUCAAUAUUUUAUUAACAAUAAAUCUAAUUACUGUGUGUAAUAUAAAAGGCGACUGAUAUAUUAUUAUUUAUUAAUGUUAGAGCAGCAUUUUACAUUUAACUACUUUAUACACAGUUAGCUAGUUUAAUCCAGUGGUUCCCAACCUAGGGGUCGGGACCCUCCAAAGGGUCACCAGAUCAGUCCGAGGGGUCGUGAGAUGAUUGAUGGGAUUUGUAUUCAGUUUCUUUAGACUUUUCUCUGUUUUUUUUUGUAAAAUACUGGACAAUAUUACCUGUUAUGAGCCUCGAUCAACUCUUUAAAUGAAACCAUCCGAGAAGUUUUAUGUGUCCGUGGUGGAACUGGAUCUCAACUAGACACUGCGUUCUUCGCACGAGGCAACAAACCAUAAACUGGUUUAGCACUCCGCUCCGAAACAUAUCACGUUUUUAUGUAAAAUCUCAAUCUGAAAAGUAACCGGCACCUAACUAGGCCUCCUCUAUCUGUCAAAUAAACGCAGUGGAGUAGAAGAAGGGCACCUUUUUGUCCUGUGAAAUGUUGUGGAGUAGAAGUAUAAAGUAACACAAAAUGGAAAUACUCAAGUAAAGUACCCUGAGUGGCUACUCUCCAGCCCUGCGUGCAGCCACUGGCACUUUCCUCUGCUGUAGUUUGUGGGGGAGCUGUUGCCUUGUAUGAGAGUCUGGUCCCACAAAACAUCAGACAAUAAAAUACAUUUUCCUGUCUAUAUGCUAUAAAUGUGCGCGUGGAGUCAUUUGAACCAGUGAGGUGACAUCACGUCCUUAUGGAAAUGUGUCCCGGUCAGGCCCCUCCCUGCCCCGGUGACAUCAGCCGGAGCGCUGCUGCUUUCCUCCAGGAGAGCACACGGUGGAUCCGCGCACACACAUCCAGCAGCACCGGGAGAGCUCGACGGGAACUGCGCUGCUCGGCUGUUGUCGCCUUUUCCAUGGGACAGAACCAGACUUCCUCUGCGCCAGAUCCUCAUCAGGCCGUUCCAACGGCUCACAGCGUAAAAGCUCAAAUCUGCACCGCCGAAUGUUCCUGCACUUUGGAACAACUAAAAGGCUCGUGCAGAGGACCUGAGACGCCUUCCUUGUUCUUUGCACCGAAACAAAUACUGACAGAGAACAUGGGAGGCUGUUGACAUCCGACUUGGCCACUAGCAAAAGGAAACCCAUUAGAGUACACACCGGUUGGUGCACAGUGACAAGUCAGAACAUGGCCGCCCAUCGAAUCAGAGCCACCACCACCAACAACACCACUUCUCUCCCGCGCUGCAAGUCUGAGGGGACGCUCAUCGAUCUCAGUGAUGGAGUGUCAGAAGCCAGUCUGACUGAUGUCAAAGUGCCUUCUCCCAGUGCCUUACGACUGGACGCGACUGCCUCCUUCGGUGCUGCCAGGGAAGUCGUUGCCAUUAAGGACUACUGCCCAUCCAGCUUCACCACCCUGAAGUUCUCUAAAGGAGACCGCCUCUACGUUCUGGACUCGUCAGGAGGAGAGUGGUGGUAUGCCCACAACAACACAGAGAUGGGUUACAUCCCUGCAGCUUAUGUUCAGCCCAUCAACUACAGAGACUCGUCCUUCAGCGACAGCGGGAUGAUUGACACUGUGGGAGACUGUAACGAGGAGGCAGCCAAAGAAAUGGACCUUCUAGGAGAGUGGUCAGGGGUGAUUCUGAAACCAACCACCUUCCAAAACGGAAAUCCUUUUGCAACAACCCAUACCUCUACAAACCCUUUCCUGAACGGGGGUCCUCAGAACUCACUUGAUCAGAACAGUAAUGAGAAAUCAGUUGACCUCCUUCUGUUUGAUACGCUCACUCCAUCAGUGCCCAACUCCACCAGCAGCACUGCUGACAUCAAUGGUUUUGGCAGUGGCGUUUUUAACAUGAACCCUCUUAGUCCCACUGUAGGGGUGGGGCAAACGUUGCGCAGGGACAACCCGUUUUUUAGAAGCAAACGGUCCUACAGUCUGUCUGAGCUGUCCAUCCUGCAGGCUCAGUCCGACGCCCCUCAGGCCUCAGGUUUCUUCGGAGGUCUGAAAGCACCAGCGCCGGAGCAGUUUCAGAGCAGGGAGGAUUUUCGGACAGCGUGGCUCACCCACCGCAAGAUAGCCAGGUCCUGCCAUGACUUGGAUUCGCUGGGUCAGAACCCAGGCUGGGGCCAAACGCAGCCAGUGGAGACCAAUAUCGUCUGUCGGCUGGACAGCUCAGGAGGGGCUGUCCAGCUUCCGGACACCAACAUCAGCAUCCAUAUACCGGAGGGCCACGUGGCCCUGGGGGACACCCAGCAGAUCUCAAUCAAAGCUCUGCUCGAUCCACCACUAGAGCUGAACAACGACCGCUGCACUACAGUCAGCCCUGUGGUGGAGAUCAAACUCAGCAACAUGGAGACCAAAACCACCGUUACCUUGGAGAUGAAAGUGUCUGUUGUAGUGAAAAUGGAGAGCAGGCAGACAACAGAAGUCUUGUGUGUCAGGAGUGAUUGUAAAGAGGGACCUUACACUCCCAUACCUCAGGCGUACAUGUAUGGGGACACCGUCCAGGUGUGCCUGGAUAACCUGGAACCGUGCAUGUACGUGUGUGUUGUGGCUCAGUCCCAGUCCAUAUCUCCAGACUCCACAGUUUGGGAGCAUGUGGUUAAAAAGAUCACCUUAGGAGUAUAUGGUCCCAAACAUAUUCACCCGUCCUUCAAGACAGUUGUGGCUAUGUUUGGCCAUGAUUGUGCCCCAAAGACAUUAUUGGUGAGUGAGGUAGGCAAACAGGUGCAGUCUGCACCAUCAGUAGUGCUGCAGCUCUGGGGUAAACACCAGUUUGUCUUAUCCAAACCCCAGGACCUCCGCGUUGGAGUUUACUCCAACAUGGCUAACUAUGAGGUAAAGGCUAGUGACCAGGCCAGAGUUGUCCGGGGAUUCCAGGUUAAACUAGGCAAAGUCAGCAGGCUUGUCUACAUCAUUGCCUCGCGCAACUCUGAUGAUGUUUCUGAUUUCACCUUAAGAAUCCAGGUCAAAGACGACCAAGAUUGUAUAUUGGCUCAGUUUUGUGUCCAGACACCAACACCGCCACCCAAAGCAGGCCCAAAAACAUCAGUGCAACGGCGAUUCCUGAAGAAGAAGGAAGUGGGCAAGAUAGUCUUGUCUCCUCUCGCCAUCGCCACCAAGUACCCUGUUUUUCAGGAUAGGAGAAUAAAUAACCUGAAGUUUGGAAAAUUAAUCAAAACCGUCAUCCGACAAACAAAAAAUCAGUACUUGCUCGAGUACAAAAAAGGAGACUUUGUAGCUCUGCUGAGUGAGGAGAAGAUCAAGCUCAAAGGCCAGUUGUGGACAAAAGAAUGGUACAUUGGAUAUUAUCAGGGCAAAAUGGGAUUUGUUCAUGCAAAGAAUGUGCUAGUGGUUGGGAAAGUUAAGCCCAUUUACUUCAGCGGGCCCGACCUUACGACUUCAUUGUUACUGGAGCAAAUACUGAAGCCCUGCAAAUUCCUCACGUACAUCUACGCCUCCGUAAGAACUAUACUGAUGGAGAACAUCGGCAACUGGCGAGCGUUUGCGGACGCCCUUGGAUACAUCAACCUGCCCUUGACCCAUUUCUGUCGCGCAGAGCUGGACAGCGAACCUGAGAGGGUUGCAUCAGUGCUGGAGAAGCUGAAGGAGGACUGCAACAAUGCAGAGAGCAAAGAGCGAAAGUCCUUCCAGAAAGAACUCCUGACGGCUCUGUUGAAGAUGGACUGUCAGGGUCUCGUGGCCAGACUGGUCAUGGACUUUGUCCUCCUGACCACGGCUGUGGAGGUGGCCGGACGCUGGAGGGAGCUGGCCGAGAGACUCGCCAAGGUUUCACGGCAGCAGAUGGAUGCUUAUGAGGCACCGCAUCGCGACAAGAACGGGGUGGUGGACAGUGAGGCCAUGUGGAAGCCGGCGUAUGACUUCCUGGUCACGUGGGCCGCUCAGAUCGGCGACAGCUACAGGGACGUGAUCCAGGAGCUGCACAUGGGCUUAGACAAGAUGAAGAACCCCAUCACCAAACGCUGGAAGCACCUGACCGGCACGCUCAUCCUGGUCAACUGCCUGGACGCCCUGCGGAGCUCCGCCUUCAGCCCCGCCGCUCAGGACGACUACGCCAUCUAAACUCUCUCCUACAUGACUCCAUGUUGAUCCUGCCGGUGUUUCCCCACAGCAGCUCGCCCCGCUCUUCUGGAGCGUUUGAAAAGUUACACAGUUUGAAACGCUGCGUAUCAGCUGUCUGCUCACUCUCAAUGCCACUACUGCUGUCGUAUAAUGUUUUGUUCCUGCGGCGCCGCCUUCAGCUCCUCCAGCCCAGGGGAACGUCUCUGAACUGCCCCCACGUCUCCGCGGCCGCCGGCCAAACAACACAGUGCUGUACGGAGCUCGCAGUAUUAACAAAGACUCUUUUAAUAGUUCCUGUCUUGCAUAGUUAUGUAUUUUUGUACUCUUAUUAUGGCACAGUGUUUUUUUUUAAAGCAACACUUUGGUUAAGAACUGUGGAUCGAACUCCAAGAAAGACACUUUUUCAAGAAAAGACACUUUGAUAUCGUAUCCUUGUUACCGUAGCCUCGUCACAUGUGUCAAAUCUGUUCUAUUUAUUUGUACAUCAAAGAGAAACGUCACUUUUUCUUCUUCAGGUUCUUUCUCACUGUGGUCCUUUUCAUUUCAGAGAUCCAAAUAUUCGGCUGUCAGUCUGUAUUUUUUAAGACCUGGCACUGAAGAAAACUGAAUAAUUUAUUCGUCUAAACAAGUUUCUCCACUAGUGCAUUUAGUCACAUUAAUUGAAAAGUCAUAUUAAAGAAAAUGAAUCAGCAACAGAUUAAAUAGUCUAAAUUGACUGAUUGCAGCAAAAACCUGAAACACCGUCUGGUUUCAGCUUCUCGGAUGUGAGAAUUGGCUGCUUUUCUUUUUUUACAUCCUUGUUAAUUGAAUGUUUUGGACUGUUGGUCGGACAAAACAAGACAUUUGAAAAUUGUGAUGGACAUUUUCCCCUGUUUUAUCACUAAACUAUUAUUGAAUCGAGCUCAGCAGUUUAUCCUUGACCUUGUAAAACAGCCGUUGACAAAACAAUCUCAACUCUACGUUUGCUGGAGCUACUGUACACGUUCAGUCUCUCCAUGAUUCUGAGCACCUCGAGGACUUCUCGUCCAUGUUGGCUUACACUCAGUCUGCUGAUGAGGACCAUGUGAUACGACUGAAAGGUCCAGACCAAGUGAGUAAGUAGACUGUGAUUUGAGAUUGUUCUGCCAACGAUUAAUCUAUCGAUUCACGGAUUUAAAUGAUUGUAUGGAGGAAAAGGCUGAAAAUAACAAACAUCCAAACCUUUUCCGCUCAUUUCUCAACUCUUUCCCGUAUUCGGCCUGUUUCUCUUUUGUCCGAUGGACGUACUUUUUACCAAAGCUUGCCAAAAAUGAAUCCAGCUCCACGCAGAUGACCUUGUACAAUGUUGAGACCACUGUCGUAAUGACACUGUCUGUCAGAUCUUCUGGUUAGGUUUGUCUCAGUGCUGCAUACUGUAUAAUGUGGUAGUAACGCAUCCAGUGGUGAGUUUGAAGACCUUUUUGUGACUGCAUACUUUUGUGGAAAAGACUCAAAAUAAAAUGUAAAUAUUUGUACACACCA
Siniperca chuatsi (mandarin fish) is the source of this 7018-nucleotide messenger RNA. RefSeq names its product SH3 domain-binding protein 4. The coding region runs from base 2618 to 5518 and encodes 966 amino acids. Gene Ontology annotation, molecular function: protein binding. Lineage: Eukaryota; Metazoa; Chordata; Actinopteri; Centrarchiformes; Sinipercidae. The record is from RefSeq and is a predicted model, not a curated record. The transcript is spliced from 6 exons. Gene Ontology annotation, cellular component: cytoplasm.